ACGCGGCGGCGGCGACGCCGACAGCCGCAGCACGAGUGUCCCGAGACAGCCGCGAACCGAAGGCGGUGAGGCCCGGCCCCCCGCCGUCCCGGGGAUAGAGAAGCCGUGGCCGCCCUGCGGCCGACCGGGACUCCCGUGACGCGCUCGUACCCUCGCUCGGCUCCGUCACCCUCCGGGACCCCGGCUGCACCAUGUUCAAGAAACUGAAGCAGAAGAUCAGCGAGGAGCAGCAGCAGCAGCUCCAGCAGCAGGCUUCCUCCAACUCUUCAACACCAACACGAUCUAGAAGCAGGACAUCUUCAUUCACAGACCAACUUGAUGAGGUCACACCCAAUAGAGAGCUGCUAGCCGGGAUGAUAGCAGAGCCUGCUUUUCUCUCUGAGUAUACUGUCUUUGCUUUGGAUUCCUCCAAGCAGCCUAAAGCACAGAGUGACAGUGUGAAUGCCUCUCAUGCUACAAAAUCUCCAGAUGGUGUUACUAGAAGUGAAUCAUCCACGCCUCAGUCAGGUGACACACAGACUUUUACACAGAAGCUCCAACUCCGGGUUCCUUCCGUGGAGUCUUUGUUUCGAAGUCCCAUAAAGGAAUCUCUGUUCCGAUCUUCCAAAGAGUCUUUGGUACGGGCAUCUUCCAGAGAAUCCCUGAAUCAACUUGACCUGGACUGUUCCCCUGCCUUUGACCCACCUUCCGAUAUGGAGAGUGAGGCUGAAGAUGCACAGGGGGCUCCAGGCAAUCUCAGCACAGAGCAGUUGCUUCAGCGGUUGAGAAGAAUGGAACGAAGCUUAAGCAGCUACAGAGGAAAAUAUUCUGAGAUUGUUACAGCUUACCAGACUCUUCAGAGAGAGAAGAAAAAACUUCAAGGCAUAUUAAGUCAAAGUCAAGAUAAAUCACUUCGGAGAAUAUCAGAAUUAAGAGAGGAGCUCCAAAUGGAUCAGCAAGCAAAGAAACAUCUCCAGGAUGAGUUUGAUGCAUCUUUAGAGGAGAAAGAUCAGAUCAUCAGUGUGCUCCAAACUCAGGUAUCGCUCCUGAAACAGCGAUUACGAAAUGGCCCAGUGAAUGUGGAUGUACCCAAACCGCUCCCUCCGAUGGACUCCCAUGCUGAAGUAGGCAAGCACGAGGAGAUCACAGAGAGUGUCGGGGAGCCAAUAGGGGGUGAUGCUUCCAUGAAGACCCUGGAAACACUUCAACAAAGAGUUCGACGCCAGGAGAAUCUGCUUCAGCGUUGCAAGGAGAGCCUGCAGUCACGGAAGGAGCAGUGUACACUGCUGGCCAGUGAAAAGGAAGCGCUCCAAGAACAGCUCGAUGAGAGGCUCCAAGAGCUGGAAAAGAUGAAGGAGCUUCAUAUGGCUGAGAAGACUAAACUUAUCACUCAGUUGCGUGAUGCAAAGAACUUAAUUGAACAGCUUGAACAAGAUAAGGGAAUGGUAAUUACAGAGACAAAGCGUCAGAUGCAUGAGACCCUGGAGCUGAAAGAUGAAGAGAUCACUCAGCUUCGCAGUCGUAUCAGGCAGAUGACAACCCAGGGAGAGGAGCUACGGGAGCAGAAAGAAAAGUCUGAAAGAGCUGCUUUUGAGGAACUUGAAAAGGCUUUGAGUGCAGCUCAAAAAUCUGAAGAGGCCCAGAGAAAAAUGAAGGCAGAAAUGGAUGAACAGAUAAAGGCCAUUGAGACAUCCAGUGAGGAGGAGCGUGCCAGUCUCCAGCACGAGCUUAGCCGCGUGAAGCAGGAGGUUGCUGAGCUAAUGAAAAAAUCCUCAGAGGAACAGGUUGUUAAACUCCAGAAGCUGCAUGAGAAGGAGCUGGCUAGCAGAGAGCAGGAGCUGACCAAGAAGCUUCAGGCCCAAGAACGCGAACUGCAAGAUCAGCUGAAGAUAGCUCUUGAAAAGAGUCGAUCAGAAUAUUUGAAGCUCAUCCAAGAAAAAGAACAGCAAGGAUCAUUGGCCCUGGAAGAGUUAGAGUUGCAGAAAAAAGCAAUUCUUGUAGAAAGUGAAAAUAAACUCCUAGAGCUUCAGCAAGAAACAGAGGCUUACAGAACUAGAAUUCUUGAAUUGGAAACCUCUUUGGAAAAAAGCUUGGAAGAAAGCAAAACUCAAUCAGAGCAAUUAGCUGUUCAUUUGGAAGCUGAAAAAAAUAAGCACAAUAAAGAGAUUACAAUCAUGGUUGAAAAACAUAAGUCAGAACUAGAGAGCCUGCAGCAUCAGCAAAGUGACCUGUGGGCUGAAAGACUGCAGGCCUUAGAGCAGCAGCAUCAGACCUACGUGGAAACCCUUAGAGAAAAGUAUGAACAGGAGAAAGAAACGUUGCUGAAGGAUAAAGAGGUUCUUUUCCAGGCUCACAUUCAGGACAUGAAUGAAAGGACCUUAGAAAAGCUUGAUGUGAAGCAAACAGAACUGGAGUCCUUAUCUUCUGAGCUGUCAGAGGUGCUGCAAGGCCGUGACAGGCUCGUAGAGGAGCUGUCUGCCCUCAGGGAUCAAGCAGACAACAUGAAGCAGGAACUAGAGGCCAAGCUGGAUGAACAGAAAAGUCACCACCAGCAGGAAGUGGACAGUAUCAUGAAAGAUCACGAACUCUCCCUCCAGAGAGCUGAGGCCACGUUAAAGGAUCAGAUCCAGCAGCUGGGGCUCGUCCUGCAGGAGAAGGACGAGCAUCUACGAGAGCUUCAGGCUCGGCUGGGCAGUCUGGAGGCGCACAGCCGCAGGGCUGACGGGGAGCUGCAGCAGGCCUCUGCUCAGCUGAGCGCUGUCCAGUCCCGCCAGAGCUCCUCGCACGAGCAGGCCCGAGCGUUCGAGGAGCGCUUGGCCCAGCUGCAGCAGACGGUGAUAGACCUCGAAGCAGAAAGAGAUCUUCUUACCAAACGGGUAGCUGAAACCGAAGCAGAAAAGAAAGAUGUCUGCCUGGCAGUGGACGCUCACAAAGCCCAGGUGCGGCAGCUCGAGCAGCGGAAUGAGGAGCUGGAGCGGAAGGUGGAGUCGCUAAGCCAGCUCUGUGAGUCGCAGCGGAAGGACAGGGACACAGAGCAGGAGCAGGCCAGGCAACUCCUGAUGGACAAGGAAAAUAUGAUUGUGCAAAUGAGAGGACAGAGCCAAGAAAUUGAGAUUCUCAAGCAGAAAUUGUCUUCUAAGGAGGACAGCAUUAGUGUUCUGCAAGAGGACUAUGAAAGCAAACUUAAAACUCAAGAAAAGAAAAUAGAAAAAAUUAAGCAGAAAGUGAAGGAGAUGCAGGAAACAAAGAAGAAGCUGCUGGACCAGGAAGCCAGGCUUAAAAAGGAGCUGGAGAACACCGUCCUGGAGCUCAGCCACAAAGAGCAGCAGUUCCGUGCCCAAGUGCUGGAGCUGGAGCUGGCGCAGGCGAACGCGGCUGGACUCAGUGACGUAGUGUCAAGGCUGGAGACCAGCCACAAGGAGCAAAUGGAAAGUCUUGCUUCUGGGCACCAGCGAGAGCUCAGCGAAGUCAUAUCAAGCUGGGAACGGAAGCUCAGCGAGCAAGCCGAGGAGCUUCGGGAGAAACAUGGAGUCCAGCUGCAGGAGAGAGAGCUGGAGGUAGCGGAGCUGAAGCAGCAGGUCAUCCUGUGUGGACGCGAGAAGGAGGAGAUGAGCCAGGAGAUAGCGGGGCUGAAGGAAGAGGGCGGCCGGCAGGGUGCAGCCUUGGCUGAGCUGCAGGAGCAGCUCCGGCAGCAGUCUGUCCAUCUGGCCCAGAACGAAGCCACCUUGCAGACGCACAUGCAGGAGCUGGAGGCGGAGCGGACUCGGUCUCUGGCGGAGAAGGCGUCUCUCCAGGAGCAGCUCGCUGAGCUGAGGACACUGGCGGAAAGAGAACAGACCUGGAAGCUCCAGGUCUCCGAGUUGACCGGGAAGUUGAAGACCACCGAGGCGGAAUUCCAGAGUUUGAAAUCUUUACAUGAAAGAAGAGAGAAAAGCCUGGAGGACAAAAGCUUAGAAUUCAAAGCUCUGCUGGAGGAAGUAGUCCUCAGGAAAACUGGAGCUUUAUUAGAAGCUAAAACCAAUGAGCUCAUGGCCAUCAGCAGUGGUAAAACCAGUGCUGUUCUCACGAGGCUUUCCCGUUGCCAGCACCAGGCGGCUGAAGUGAGGGAGGCGCUGCUGGUGAAAGCCCGCAGGGUCUCUGAGCUGCAAGGCCAGCUCGAGGCCCUGGCGGAGGAGCGGCACACGCUGAAGAGCUCUCUCCAGCACGCCACCCUUCAGCUAGAAGAGAAGGAGGGCCAGAUUAGGAACCUGAAGACUGACAUUAAAGGUCUUGUCACAGAAAAAGAAGCCUUACAGAAAGAAGGAGGCCACCAACAGCAGGCUGCCUCUGAAAAGGAGUCUUGCAUCACGCAGUUGAAGAAAGAGUUAUCAGAAAACAUCAAUGCUGUCACACUGAUGAGAGAAGAGCUCGCAGAAAAGAAACACGAGAUUAGCAGUCUUCGUGCCCAGCUGACGGAACUGAGCGCCCAGCUUCAGAGCAGUGUCAGCCAGAGUGAAAAGGACGCAGCCAUCGCAUCCCUAAGUGCGCGGUACGACGGGCAGCAACGCAAACUGCAGGAGCAGGUGCGAGACUUGUCCCUGGAGGUCGACACUCUGAGUAGAGAGAAGACGUCUGCUCUGGAGCAGGCGGGUCACUGGUCCAGCAAGCUCUCAGAGUGGAAGGCGGAAGCCCAGGCAGAGUGCGCACGGUAUCAGAGCACUAUCCGAGAGCUGCAGGCGCAGCUAGAGCUAAAAGCAAAAGAAGCUAGUGAAAAGGAGGGGCGGAUCCAUUUGCUGAAGGAAGACCUUGAUCAGCAAAGUAAGAGGAUUGAAAGUUUACAGGGUGAGAUGGAGGAUAAGAAGAGCAGCAUGGAGAAGAAGGAGUGCAGCUUAGAGACUGAACUGAAGACCCAGACGGCGAGGAUGGCAGAGCUCGAGGACCGCAUCUCUCAGAAACAAGUGGAGGUCGAGGCCUUGAACGAAGCGCUCAGAGACUGCACUCGUCAGAAGGACGCGGAGCAGAAGGAGCUGCUUCAGAAACUGGAGCGCUUCCGCGAGCAAGGAGAGGAAAAGGACAACAGGGUCCAAGAAGCUGAGGACAGAGUCUCAAGACUGGAGAAGCAGGUGUGUUUCCUGGAGGCCGAGCUGGAAACGAAGAUAAAAGAACUAGAUCAGGUGAGCUCCAGUGCGCGAAGCAAAGAGGACGAGCUGAAAGCCCUGAGGGAGAGACUUGAGCAGGAGAGCGCCUCGAAGGCAGCCGAGCUGAAGAAGAAAGCCGAGCAGAAGGUUGCCGCCAUCAGGAAGCAGCUCUUGUCUCAGAUGGAGGAGAAGGAACAGCGGUACAAAGCAGGGGCAGCAAACCAGCUGAGCGAGCUAAGUGCAAAGCUGCAGGAAAGAGAAGAACAAGUUCACGUCUUGGAAGAAAAGCUCAAGACCAUGGAGAUAACCUCACAGUCAGAAACACCAGUUGUGUCCAGAUCCAUAGUAAAUGAGGCAGCAUGUGCGGAGCGGGCGGCAGAGCCCCCAGGCUGUGCGCCGAAGGAGUGUGAAGGAAGCUUCCCUGAGAAAGAGAGUGUGCCGCCGAAGGGACGAGAAGAGGCCGCCACUCCUCACGCUGCUCUGCAGUGCGGGUCGCGGGAGCUGCCCGCCAAGCUGGAACGGGCUGAAGCAAAGCAGCGGGAAGACCUAGAGCUGAUGGACCACCUUCAAGAAGAGCUUGAAGAAAAGAAGAAAUACUGCUUAAUUGUGUCACAACAUAUGGAAGCAGGAGGAGGUGAAAAUAAUACAGGAACAAAGAAAAACUGGGAAAAUGUGGUUGACGGUUUCCAGAAGACCCUCAAGGAAAAAGAACUCACCUGCCAGAACCUGCAGCAAAAGAUAAAAGAGCUAGAAUCGGACUUAGCAAGGGAGAAGGACGUGCACAGAGCUGAAGUGGAAGAGCUGGCCUCAAAAUACGGAAAGUUGCAGACCUCACAGCAGGACACGGAUGGAAAAACCAAACCCUCCAGAGUGUUGGAAGACAGUCCCGAGGAAAAGUCCAGCUCACAGGAGAUCCAACGGCAAGUGCUGAGUCCCGUGAAAGCGCAGCCCAGGGACCUGGAGGCCGAGUUAGCAGGGGCGGAGCGGGAGAAGCAGAGGCUGAGCAAGGACAUCGCCAGGCUGCAGAAGGACCUUCGGAUGUUGAGGAAGGAGCAUCAGCAGGAACUAGACAUCCUGAAGAAAGAAUGUGAGCAAGAAAUGGAGGAAAAGAUCAAACAGGAGCAAGAAGACCUUGAGUUGAAGCAUGGCUCCAUGCUGAAACAGCUGAUGCGAGAGUUCAACACGCAGCUGGCUCAGAAGGAGCAGGAGCUGGAAAGGACCAUCAAAGAGACCAUUGAUAAGGCACAGGAAGUGGAAGCUGAACUUUUGGAAAGCCACCAAGAAGAGACCAAUCAAUUGCGUAAGAAAAUUGCUGAAAAAGAUGAUGAUCUAAAAAGGACAGCCAAAAGAUACGAAGAAAUCCUUGAUGCCCGCGAAGAGGAAAUGACUGCAAAAGUUAAUGACCUCCAGACUCAGCUUGAGGAAUUGCAGGAGAAAUACGAACACAAGCUACAGCAAGAAGAGCAGGCCGGCAGCCAUAGCGUAGCAAUUAUGGAACUACAGACACAACUAGCACAGAAGACGACUCUCAUCAGUGACUCCAAGCUGAGAGAGCAGGAGUUCAGAGAACAGAUUCACAAUUUAGAAGACCGUUUAAAGAAGUAUGAAAAGAAUAUAUAUGCAACAACAGUGGGCACGCCUUACAAAGGUAGCAAUUUAUAUCAUACUGAUGUCUCACUGUUGGGAGAACCUACCGAAUUUGAGUACUUGCGGAAAGUGCUUUUUGAAUAUAUGAUGGGUCGUGAGACUAAGACCAUGGCAAAAGUCAUAACCACUGUUCUAAAGUUCCCUGAUGAUCAGACUCAGAAAAUUUUGGAAAGAGAAGAUGCUCGGCUGAUGUUUCCUUCACCUCGCAGUGGUAUCUUCUGAGUAAACCACCAGUCUGUGCUUAGUUAGCAUGUGUCCUGGCUCCGACCUUCGUCUUGAAGAAGUGGGGAGAGUGAGGUGGGGUGACUGCUGCUCGCAACAGUGUCUACGCCCGCUCCUCUUGGAGAAUGAAGCUGUCAUUCAGGGCCAUUUGUAUCACUAGGAGACGACAAAAUGUCUUGCACUGGCCACAGAUAUACUGCAGGUGAUGGUGAAAUAGAUUUUUUUUUUAAAAAACCAGUGGAGAAAUGGCCAUGGGUUUUCCUUUUUCUUCAGUUUUUCUCUUGGGAAGAGUUUUAUGUUGUUUAAAAUAAAUAUUUUGAAUUAUCCUGAUUUAUGAGACCACUUAAUGUUCUUCCAUUCUUCUUGUCCCUCUUUUUAAAGAACUGCUUGUCUUUCUUAUUUAUUUAUAGAGUGAUUUUUUUUAUAAGGACUUGUGCAAUACAUUUUGGGGUGAAAUUUAGUGGACAUUUUUCUGAUAAAUUAGAAAAUUUAAUUGACUAUUGCCAGAUUAAUUUUUCAAAUAUUUGUUAAAGACUAAUUCAUGAAGCUAUGACAUGUGGAAGCCCUCAAUGGCAGCACCUCAUUGUUUACCUAGCUUUUGUACUUAUAUUUUUCAGAGGAGAAAACACUAUUGUAAAUUGUAAAUAGCCAAUACCUAACUAUUGGAUGCAGAUCUGUAACUGUUGUCAAUGGCAUCUCAUAGGAACAGAUAAAUAAAGUUUAUUUCCUAUA
This is a messenger RNA of Jaculus jaculus (lesser Egyptian jerboa), 7697 nucleotides long. It is a transcript of the gene Golga4, whose product is annotated as golgin A4. Gene Ontology annotation, biological process: Golgi vesicle transport. The transcript has 26 exons. Lineage: Eukaryota; Metazoa; Chordata; Mammalia; Rodentia; Dipodidae. The record is from RefSeq and is a predicted model, not a curated record. Gene Ontology annotation, cellular component: Golgi apparatus. The coding region runs from base 192 to 6965 and encodes 2257 amino acids. Gene Ontology annotation, molecular function: small GTPase binding.